Molecule: messenger RNA, 3047 nt
Organism: Cherax quadricarinatus
Lineage: Eukaryota; Metazoa; Arthropoda; Malacostraca; Decapoda; Parastacidae
Gene: DCTN5-p25
Product: Dynactin 5, p25 subunit
Cellular component (GO): dynactin complex
Source: RefSeq, a predicted model, not a curated record
AGACUCUCUGACCGCGGGUUCUAUCCCCUCCCAUGGUAUGGUUUGUUUGCAAUCGUGUCAUUACGAUUUCGUGAGUCAGAGGCAGCCCUUCAACCCAACAAUAACAAUCUUUCAUCAGCUGGGCGGUGACAGCUGUCUUGCUCAGAGCAAAAUGGAGCUUGAAGAUUCAUUUUACCCCAAAGCUCAGUACAUAGAGACUGCUACUGGAAACCGUGUCAGUCGUGGGAGUGUGUUAUGUGGCUCCCAGAACAUUGUGUUGAGCGGAAAAGUGAUUGUACUUAGUGGUGUGAUCAUCCGAGGGGAUUUAGCCAAUGUCAGAGUUGGCCGGCAUUGUGUUAUAUCAUCUAAAGCUGUCAUUAGACCACCAUUCAAAAAGUUCAGCAAGGGUGUGGCAUUUUUCCCUCUCCACAUUGGUGAUCAAGUGUUUAUUGGUGAGGGAUCAAUCGUCAAUGCUGCUGUAGUAGGAUCUUAUGUGUACAUAGGAAAAAACUGUGUAAUUGGACGGAGGUGUGUGCUAAAAGACUGCUGCAUGAUUGCUGAUAAUACUGUUCUUCCUCCAGAAACAGUUGUUCCCCCCUUUGCUAUAUACUCAGGGUCACCUGCAAGGCAUACUGGAGAUUUGCCAGAAGCCACACAAGAUCUUAUGACUGAUUACACUAAAUCCUGUUACCACCACUUCAUAAGAGUCAAGGAUAUGCCCCCACAGGCCAGAGAGGGAACUACUAAGCUUAUUGAUAUUUAGUUAAUGUCUCAUUGUGCUUCAAGUAGCUAAGUCAGCAUAAACAUAUUAAUUGCAAGGUGACAAACUUGAAAUAGUUUGGUAAAUCAUACUUCUUCAGAUUAUAUAUACAUGUACUAUAUAUUUUUUUCAACUGGCUGUAUUCCACCAAGUCAGGAUGACCUAAAAAGAAAAACGAAAGUUUCUCUUUUAAAAUUUGGUAAUUUAUACAGGAGAAGGGGUUACUAGCUGCUUGCUUCCGGCAUUUUAGUCGUUUCUUGCAACACGCAUGGCUUAGAGGAAGAAUUCUGUUCCACUUUCCCAUGGAGGAUAUUGUUAGUUAGUUUUUAAAGUGGCAUAAAUGUCUCAGUUUAUUGAAAUGUGUGAUAAAGGCCAGAUAUAAAAAAAAUGCACAUUGUUUGUCUUUGCAUUUUGACACUGCUUUAAGGAGGACAUUUGCUAUUUUUUAUGGAUUACUAUUAUUAUAUUAAAAAACAAGCACUAAACCUGCAUGGGUCAUACAGUAUUGCUGCACAUAUUUAUACUGAAAAGUAUAUACUGUAUUAUAUAUUUUUUCCUGCCUACUAUUAGGUGUAUGGGGAUUAUCCUCUCAAGUUAGGUAUAAACAUUGAGAAUUUUGGGCUCUAUAAGUAAGUUUAUGAAGAUGUAUCAUUAAUUUUUGUUUAAAACUACAGUAUUUUGUUCUGAAUAAAAUGUUCAUUUGGUAUCCUUUAUCUUUUAGGAACCAAUCAUUCUUCAGUAGAGGGUUCAGUGAGCACCCUAUUUUACCCAUUUUUAUGUAUUACUGUAUAUUAAAUUUAUAUAUACAGUGGACCCCCGCAUAACGAUUACCUCCGAAUGCGACCAAUUAUGUAAGUGUAUUUAUGUAAGUGCGUUUGUACGUGUAUGUUUGGGGGUCUGAAAUGGACUAAUCUACUUCACAAUAUUCCUUAUGGGAAUAAAUUCGGUCAGUACUGGCACCUGAACAUACUUAUGGAGUGAAAAAAUAUCGUUAACCGGGGGUCCACUGUAUACUGGUACUUGGGACCUGACGAUCUGUUGGAGUGUGAGCAGGGUAAUAUUUAGUGAAGGGAUUCAGGGAAACCGGUUAUUUUCAUAUAGUCGGACUUGAGUCCUGGAAAUGGGAAGUACAAUGCCUGCACUUUAAAGGAGGGGUUUGGGAUAUUGGCAGUUUGGAGGGAUAUGUUGUGUAUCUUUAUAUGUGUAUGCUUCUAAACUGUUGUAUUCUGAGCACCUCUGCAAAAACAGUGAUAAUGUGCGAGUGUGGUGAAAGUGUUGAAUGAUGGAAGUAUUUUCUUUUUGGGGAUUUUCUUUCUUUUUUGGGUCACCCUGCCUCGGUGGGAGACGGCCGACUUGUUGAAAAAAAAAAAAAAUAUAUAUACUAGUGAGCCACAAAGCACAGUCAUAAGAUAAUAACAAAAAGCAGUAAAAAAAUUCCUUCAAUUGUCUAUAAUUGUGGUGAGUGAAAAGUACUAGUAAAAUAAAUUAUGAUUUUUGGACACUUUAUAAAAAAAAAAAGAAAAUAACUGUUUCUUAUUUACACUAAAUGUGAAUAAUAAAUUAUGAUGCAUUUUUCUGUCAUUAGAGUAUUAGGAAUAUAGUCAACAGUGGAUCAACAUCAUAUUGGAGACUAGACUGCAUAACUUUUGUUUUAGUUGCUGUACAUACCCAGAUGUAUAUGGGUUAUGAAGAAAGUACAGCCUCUCCUCACUUAACCCUUAAACUGUCCAAACGUAGAUAUACGUUGAUGUGCGGCAGGCUCCGAACGGAGAUCUACUUUUUUUUACAUGCUUUCAAAUGGGGAAAAUCAAGGUCGGAGCACUAUGCACGUGAACGUAGAUCUACGUUUGGACAGUUUAAGGGUUAACUACAGAGUUUUGUUCCUAAUACCGCGUUGAUAAACAAAUUUGUCGCUAAACGAGGCAUAUACUAUAAUGGUAUGUAGUAGGUUUAUGUCAACCAUCUUUGAUAUUGUUUUGAUGUCACCCUUGCACUAUUUAUAACAUUUUUAGUAUAGUUUUAAAUGUUUAUACAGUAGUGUACUGUAUAUUGUAAUAAACAGAAUAGAGGAAAUCAGCUCUAAUAUACAUUAUUUAGGUAUGCAUACAGGUCAGAGAGCCCAUCGUAAGUCCAAGUCAUCAGUAAAUGAGUACGUUGCUAAGUGAGGAGAGGCUGUAUUUCAGAAUUCAUGAAAAAAUCAAACUAUUUCUUCAAUGAAAUGUUGUAGAUAUUUCAAAUAGCUCUGUAACACUGAUACAUCUAUGAAAUUUUCAGCAAAGCUGGCCAAUAAAUUUCAUAUUUUAUUAUA